Molecule: messenger RNA, 747 nt
Organism: Phacochoerus africanus (Common warthog)
Lineage: Eukaryota; Metazoa; Chordata; Mammalia; Artiodactyla; Suidae
Gene: CPXCR1
Product: CPX chromosome region candidate 1
Source: RefSeq, a predicted model, not a curated record
AUGACUUCUCCUGCUAAAGAAGGAAGUAAUCCAGCUAACAAUGCUCAAAAUUUUAAAAAUGAGACUCAAAAUAAUUUUAUUACAGAUAUAGAGCCUUCAUUUGAUUUCCCAAUGAACAGGGAACUAGAACUGCCAUCCUCCCAGGAACAUGCUGUUCCUCAAGCAGCAGAAAGCAAUGAGUUUGAUGGAAAGGAGACCCAAAAAGAUUCUCAAAAAGAAGAUUUAAAAGAAGAGUCCCUUCUAGUGCAGAUUCCCAUUCCUAGAAAAUGGGAUUUUUUUUCAUGUCAGGAUUGGGAGAUUUACCUAUCUGAGUAUCCCACUAGUAAAAAUCAAUAAAAAACAAUCCCUUAAUGGAUACAAACUAUUAGAGCAAGUUUCUAAUCAGGAAAAGUUGAGAGGGAAAUAAGUGAUUUCUUUCAUAAUAGUAUAUAUUACAAAAUUUCUCUCCAACUCUCAAUUUCAUGUAUAAUCCCAUUUAUUAGCAAACAUGAGACGAGAAGAAUAAUUAUCCAUCUGCUGUGUGGGAGACAUUUCUCUCAGGCUGCAGGUUGUCAAAAUACCAUGUUGGUGAAACAAAAAUAUAUAGCUUUUCUUCCUCAUCCAAAUGUCCUCACUCAUGGGGAGAGAACCAUAACAUUUGGAAGAUUUUUGAAGGGGUCCUACUACUGUCCUCUCUUUGAAAGACUGACAUCAGGAAAAAUUUUGAUGGUAGAGGGUUUUUCCUUGAUGUUGAAUGUUGCUGACUAA